CCACACACACACACACUUUUUUUUGUGACUAGAUGCACCCAGACUGGAUAAUGAAGGCGUGCACCAAAAAAUCGAGAGAACUCUUUCUUUUUCUUUUAAUACAAUAAUCAUGGGAGAUCAUAAACACAAAAAGUCUUCAAAGAAGGACCACAAAGACUCGAGUAGCCGAGACCAUAAACGUCACAAGAAGAGCAGCAGCAGUAAGAAAGAAAAGGAAAUCGAUUAUUCUGAUCCUUCACUUUGGGUGGAAGCUGGCACGAAUUUAGAAAUUACACCUGCUGAGCAUCUUCGAAACGUGCAACAAGCAGAGACAUCCAUAGACCACGCUACGGAAAUUGCUUUACCGAAAGAAGAAGAGGCAAGACAUGGUUGGAUGUUGGACGGUGGUAUGGAUUUUGGUGCCAUGGGUGUAGCUCGAGUCAAAGAAGAAGACAAACCAAAACCUAAUCCUGAUUUCCCUAAAGUGAGUGAACGUGAAUUAAACCAACAUUUAGUCAAGGGCAUCAAAUUCGAUGAAUAUCCUGAAGAAAAAAAAAAGGAAAUCAAAUUUGGUGACGCUGGUUCCAAUUGGAGAAUGAUGAAAUUAAAACGUGCCAAAGAACAAGCAGAAGACGAAGGUCGAUCUUUACAAGAAGUCGGUAUCGAGAAAUAUGGUUCGGCAGAGAAAUUUCAAGAGGCUUUGCAGGAAAGAGAGUAUUUAGAUAAUAAACGAGGUGGAAGAGGUGAUGAUAGACGGGAUAGAUCUAGAAGAGAUGGUAGACGAGACGAUAGACGAGACGAUAGACGAGAUGAUAGACGAGAUAAUAGACGAGAUGACAGAAGGGGCGACAGACACGAUAAUAGACGUGACGAUAAUAGACGUGAUGAUGAUCGUCCUAGAGAAUCAUCUCGCAAAUACAUGUUUACAAAUACAGACUCACAACAACAAAAUGCAUUUAAACGUCCCGAACCACCCAAGCGUCGAUCCCCUUCACCCACAAAAGCAGCACCCACACCUACACCUACACCCGUAUUUCAAUCCAUCAUUCCUCAGAGCACGGCACCUUAUAUAGAAGCACUUACACGUGACCAACUCAACAAACUAAACGCCAAACUCAUGAAAGCAAAACUCAUGGGUAUGGGCAAUAUAGAAGAGCUUGAAAAAGAGUAUGAAGCGGAACUAGAUAAAUUUGAACAAGCAGAGGCUUUGGGUGUGACAGUAUUACCUUCUCUCGAUAACGAAGGUCGAUUAUACGAUUAUGCAUUAAAACAAGGGGACCAAGCUCAUGAAGCACUCAAGGGAAAGAAAAAAUAUGAAGGCACCCAUGAUAAAAUUACAGGUGAACGUGUACGUUAUGGUACCUCGGACGAUACAUUGUCCUUGGCUGAAAUGGUACGACAGGAAAAGGGAGGUAGUCGUUCAUCGAAUAUGGAUAUGGAAUUCGCCAAUCGUAUUAUGGCAGAUGCUACCUUUGAAAAUAGCAAUGAUUACAUGGAUGAUAAAGCAGAUAUUAUGGCUUCCAAAAAGGGUGUGACAGAAGAGCAAAAGAUGAGACGUGCUGUCACAGAUUACAAGCGAACUCAAGAUGUGUUGAGUAAAUGUAGAUUUUGUUAUCAUGAUAGCGCUCCUCCUCAAGUUGCCAUGAUUUCACUUGGAACCACAUGUUAUUUAGCUUUACCCAAUGUUCAAGAACUCACACCGGGAAAUUGUUUAAUUGUACCUAUUCAACAUGUUUCUUCCACUUUAGAAUGUGAUGAUGAUGUAUGGACCGAGAUUCGAAACUUUCAAAAAUGUCUAUUAAAAAUGUUUCAUGAGCAAGGGAAAGGUGUAGUUUUCAUGGAAACCGUCACCAACAUUCGAUCUCAACGACACACCGUCAUCGAAGCCAUACCUAUACCUUAUGGUGUAUACGAAGAUGCCCCCGCCUAUUUCCGUGAAGCCAUUAUGGCCAGUGGAGAAGAAUGGUCUCAACAUAAAAAAUUGAUUGAAACAUCCCCUACGCGUGGAUUCAGAAACUCUCUUGUGAAAAAUUUGCCUUAUUUCCAUGUUUGGUUUGGGUUGGAAAAAGGGUAUGGUCAUGUCAUUGAAAAUGCAAAGGAGUUUCCUCAUUGGUUUGGUAAGGAAGUGAUUGCGGGUAUGAUGGAUAUCGGUCCUGAGUUAUGGCGUAAACCAAGGUAUCAUCAUCAGGCUGAAAAUCAUCAACGUCAGCAAGAGUUUUUAAAGUCUUGGGAGAAAUGGGAUUGGACCGCUGCCUUGUAGUUUUGUAUAACAUUUUAAAAAAAAAUAAACCGGCAUUCCUCGUUUUUACAUGACACACGAAAGUGUAAUUCACAGUUGAUAGUCCGUAACUUUCUU
Messenger RNA from Mucor mucedo, 2335 nucleotides. Its product is annotated as CwfJ C-terminus 1-domain-containing protein-like protein. Gene Ontology annotation, biological process: mRNA splicing, via spliceosome. Lineage: Eukaryota; Fungi; Mucoromycota; Mucoromycetes; Mucorales; Mucoraceae. The transcript has 5 exons. Gene Ontology annotation, cellular component: post-mRNA release spliceosomal complex. The record is from RefSeq and is a predicted model, not a curated record. The coding region runs from base 110 to 2239 and encodes 709 amino acids.